AUGGAGGUGUGGUCUGACACAGAUGACUGUUGGGUUCCACCUUUGAUAAUAAUUCUUCCAGUAUAUAUUUGUAUUGUAAUUGCUGCUGUGCUGAUUCCGAUCUGGGUCUACCUUCAAUCCAAUGAAAACCUAUGGCUGCAAGGAUCUCAAUCUCACUGCCCUGGAACUAGGACAGCAACAACUGUUAUAGAACAAGCAGCUCUGGGCCGACCUUUCCAAUUGGGAAUGUUGUAUGACUGCCGAUCAGAUUUUCUGAUUCCAGGUGUCACAUUGUGGGAUUUAGAGAUUCUGCAGAAAGAUCUUGAAGUACGGCUUCAGCCUGAGACCGAAUUUGACGUCAUUGCAUCCGAUUCCACUGAUACAAAAGCCUCUGCACUGAAUGUGGAUGGAUCAUUGAAAGCAAGUUUCUUGUGCGGUUUGGUGGAAGUGGCAGGAUCAGCGAAAUAUCUCAAUGACACAAAGAGAUCGAGGCAACAAGCCCGGGUGACCCUUCAGUACCGAGCAACAACCAGGUUUGAGCAGCUGACAAUGAGCCACUUGGGGCUGCAGAAUAUAACCCACCCGAAUGUCUUUGAUGAGGGGACAGCAACUCACGUGGUUACAGCAGUGCUGUACGGGGCUCAGGCUUUCUUUGUGUUUGAUCAAGAGGUCUCUGCAACAGAGAACCUACAGGACAUUCAGGGUCACCUGGAGGGGAUGGUUAAAAUGAUUCCUGAGAUUGCAAUUAAAGGUCAAGAAUCCCAAAAAAUGACAGAGGAACAAAUAUCCAAUGCCCAGAAAUUCAGCUGCACAUUUCAUGGGGAUUUCUUCCUGGAAAACAAUCCUACCACAUUCCAAGAUGCUGUCAAAAUCUACACAACCCUCCCAAAGUUACUGGGAGAUGAUGGAGAGCACGCAGUGCCCAUGAGGGUCUGGCUCUACCCACUCAACAAACUGGACUCCAAAGCUGCUCAGCUGGUACGGGACAUAAGUAUCAGAUUGCUCAAUAACUGCCAGUCUGUGCUGGAGCAGCUCAGUGAGACGGUGAUCAGAUGUAAUGAUAUGAUGAGAGACAGUGUCACUGUUCAAUUUCCAGAGAUCGGGGACAGGAUACUGAAAUUCCGAGAGAUGUGUCUGGAGUACAGAAUGGUUUUCCAGAAAGCUUUAUCCAGUGUGUUACCAUCUAUCCGUGGAGGUGGGGAGGAGGAAGGGUCACUGGUGAAUAUUCUGAAGAACAAGGAACAGUCACCAUUCAAACACCAGGCACUGAGCAAAUGGCUGGAUGACAAGGAGAGGGAAAUGUAUAUGGUGAAGUAUUACCUCAAGAUAUUAAAGGAUAUAUACACUGUAAAAUCAAGAAGUGAGUUAUAUCACAAAGUGUUUGGCCUAGAAAGAGAGAAUCUGGUCUGCUUCACAUUCACAUCCCUGCAGCAAGAGGAUUUCUAUCUGUCAGAAGCAGUCAGCUACCUACAGUCUCACACAGCUGAGAAAAUGCAGAUACCAGAUCCUGCUAACCAGGUCAGUGCAGAACAUCACAACCAGCAGUGGUUUCACUCAGUAUCUGUAUCCCAGAAGAUGAGGGAGCUCUCUGACUCAUUCCUGGAUUUUGUCACAGCGAACCGAGCACAAGGGAAAACAAAGUUCAUUGCUGCGUCUGUGCAGGAUGACAGUAAUGUGGGAGCAUCGAUUUACCUGUAUGGGGGAGGGUUUGUGGUGAAUCACUGCUUCACACCCCCAUCACAACCAGAGAGACCUGUGAUCAGUGGAACAUCACAUGACAGUGUGACUCUCCAAUUACAGCCACCGAGACACGGUGCUGGGGAGACUGUUAGGUACAGGAUGGAAUACCGAAACAUCCAACAGGAGGAAUGGAAAACUGUGGAUACUCCUGAUAAAUCCGAAUCCUUCACAAUCCCUGGGUUGCAGCCACAUCAGGAAUAUCAAUUCCAAUACAGAGCAGUGACCAAGGUCGGGGUCAGCAAGGCCAGUGAGAGUUCCCAGGUCACCACACGGCCUACAAGCCCACCUGGUAAACCUUUAACACUCAAGAUUUACUGGGAUGAUGCAUCACUCACCUGGGACAGGCCAACUGAGAUUGGAGCUGGUGUUAAUAUUGUUCAGUACAGGAUCGAAUAUAGAGAAGGAAAGGCAGGUCCCUCCAGCACAGAGAAUGCAUUGUGGGAGGAAAUAAAGACAACAGACAGUGAAUGUUGUUAUACUUUAAAGGGAUUGAUACCCAACACCUCCUACAGAGUGCGAGUGUCUGCUGACUGUGGAGAAGGAGGUUCGAGUGAACCAAGUGAGGAGCUUUUAAUAGAAACUGAAAAUCAACCAAAGAGACUGGCUGUGAAACUUCUCAGAGAAUGUACAUUAACAGCCAGGGGGACCCCUCCCAUUUACACACUGCCCUUACAGAAGAAGGUACUUGAUGUGGCUGGACAUCUUGUAAAAUGCUCCUUUGGAAAACCCACUGGAAAACACAGUGUGAGGACAAUCAUGGUUCUUGGAGCAACAGGAGCAGGAAAAACAACCCUCAUCAAUGGGAUGGUCAACUACAUCCUGGGUGUGGGAUGGGAGGACAACUUCAGAUACAAAUUAAUUGAUGAAGGGACAGGAAGAUCCCAGGCUGAAAGUCAGACAUCAUCAAUCACUGCCUAUGAACUGCACCAUCGAGCAGGAUUCCAGAUUGAUUACUCUCUCACUAUCAUCGACACUCCAGGAUUCGGAGAUACCAGGGGGAUAAUCCGAGAUAAAUUGCUCACUGAUCAGAUCCGAGAGUUCUUCACUUCCCCAGAUGGUGUUGAUCAGAUCGAUGCCGUGUGUUUUGUUGCUCAGGCCUCUUUGGCUCGUCUGACCCAUACACAGAAAUAUGUCUUUGAUUCAAUUCUUUCCAUUUUUGGGAAAGAUAUUGCAGACAAUAUCCGAAUCCUGGUGACAUUCACAGAUGAUCAGGCUCCCCCUGUUCUGGAGGCCAUCAAUGUUGCUGAGAUACCGUGUCCCAAAGAUAAGAAAGGUUUCCCAGUUCACUUCAAGUUCAACAAUUCAGAAGAUGAAGCAUAUGACAAUAGCUUUGCUGCAAUGUUCUGGAAGUUGGGACUGAACAGUAUGAGGAAAUUCUUUUCAGUUCUGAGCAAAAUGGAAACAAAGAGCUUACGUUUGACAAAUGAGGUCCUGAGGGAGCGUCAGCAACUGCAGGCUGCAGUAGAGGGAUUGCAGCCUGUGAUCAAAGUGAGUUUAACAAAACUGGAGGAGAUCAGGAAGACAGAACAGGCUCUGAAACAACACCAGGUCAAUCUAGAUGCAAAUAAGGAUUUUGAGUAUGAAGUUCAAAUCACAGUUCCACUAAUGAUUGAUAUUACUGAGAGUGGCAAUUACAUAACCAACUGUCAGAAAUGUCAUUUCACCUGUCACUAUCCCUGUGGCAUUCCUAAUGAUGAUGGUAAAAAGGGAUGUUCAGCAAUGAACCAGAAUGGAUACUGCACAGUCUGUCCAAAUAAGUGUAUUUGGUCUGUUCAUUUCAACCAAAAGUACAAAUUUGAAUAUGAAACCAGAAAGGAGAAGAGAACAUAUAGGGAACUGAAAGAAAAGUAUGAGAAGGAAACUGGUGAAAAGAUGACACAAGAGAAAAUCUUGAAGCAACUUCAGCAGGAAUUUGCUGAGGUUACGGAUGUGGUGUUGGAACUGAUUGCAAUGUCAAACCAGUGCAUUUUAAGACUUGAGGAAAUAGCUCUCAGACCAAACCCAUUGUCAACCCCAGAAUACGUUGAUCUGCUGAUUCAAUCUGAGAAAGAGGAGGCAAAGCCUGGGUUUCUGGACAGAAUCCAGUCACUGAUCGGAGUCAAGGAACAGGCUGAAUUAAUAGCAAAGGUUGCUGGAAAAGAGGAGCUGUUACCAGAGGAAUCAAAAUCAUAUCAAGCUAAAAUGGAAAAUAAACCACUUCAACCUGAUAAAAUAAUCCGUCAGGCAUGGAAAUGGAUCAAAAAGCAGGUGGAGUAUCACUGGGAAGGCAGACCAAAAGCUCUUGGGUGA
Messenger RNA from Hemiscyllium ocellatum (epaulette shark), 4008 nucleotides. RefSeq lists its product as uncharacterized. The transcript has 5 exons. The record is from RefSeq and is a predicted model, not a curated record. NCBI's taxonomy places the organism in Eukaryota, Metazoa, Chordata, Chondrichthyes, Orectolobiformes, Hemiscylliidae. Bases 1 to 4008 code for a protein of 1335 amino acids. Gene Ontology annotation, molecular function: GTP binding; protein binding.